GAACAUGGUGAAAACAAAGUGUCAAUUCAAUAUGGCCAAAGUAAUAGUGUUAUUAUCAUUAGUAGCCCUUUCAAGUGCACAUUACUCAGCAUCUAAACUAGUAAAGAACAUUUACAACGAAUGCUUGAGUCAGUAUUCUGUGGAAUGUGUGAAGCCCAGAGCCCUGCAGUGGAUUUCACUUGUGGCGAACGAUGACGAGAUCAAAAUCACUGAUAACUUAUCUGUUGUGAGAACCGCUACUUUGGAAGAUGAUAAUGUGAACCCAAGAUUGGCAAAGGAUCCAGUUUACACGAUCUUCGAUAAAGUGGAUGGAUUCCUGCAGACGCAUUCUAUCAAAGUGAAAGUUCCUGAAGAGCUGACGAACAGUGCAGCUUCGGAAUAUGUGCCGAGGUCUUUGCUUACGGAUUUGCCUUCGGAGUUAGAUAUGCCUUUGGAUGGUGAAGAGGAAGUUGAGGAGUUCGAAGGCAGAAAGAAGAAAAUCAAACUUCCUAAGCCUUUGAGGAUAAAGAGUAAGCAUGGUUUCAUCAAGAAAGUAUUGCUGCCUUUUCUCUUGGGUUUGAAGUUCAAGGCUUCGGUUUUGGUUCCUUUAGCCCUCGCUCUCAUCGCGCUCAAGACCUGGAAGGCUCUGACCCUCGGUCUUAUUUCCCUUGUUCUAUCAGGUGCUAUGGUAAUCUUUAAGUUCACGAAACCCAAGGUGGUGAAUUAUGAAGUCAUCCACUAUCCUCAGCACCAUGUGGAACACCAUGUAGACCAUCACGCCGCAGCCUGGGAUGCUCAUGGCCCCUACCAGGCCAGGUCUUACGAAGAUGCACAUGACAUCGCUUACUCAGGCCAAGUUUGAACUCUUCGACAGCUUUAUGAUUAUUAAGACGGACCUCUGAUUAAUUUAUUUAUUUAUUCUACUGUAAAUAAAAAAUAUGGAAUAAGUUUGAAAUGUUCAAUAUUGUUUUGUUUUCCUUAUAGGGGUUCAAUGAUCAAUGGAACUGGGGCAAAUAAUGCUAACCUCAGUAUAUCUGUUGGUCAAAGUCCCCUUAGGUAAUGGGCUAGCGAUGGGCUUCCUGAGCUCCAUACCUGACCUACUU
Messenger RNA from Hyposmocoma kahamanoa, 1082 nucleotides. RefSeq lists its product as uncharacterized. The coding region runs from base 5 to 841 and encodes 278 amino acids. The transcript has 3 exons. The record is from RefSeq and is a predicted model, not a curated record. Lineage: Eukaryota; Metazoa; Arthropoda; Insecta; Lepidoptera; Cosmopterigidae.